Contarinia nasturtii (swede midge) is the source of this 2076-nucleotide messenger RNA. RefSeq names its product probable cytochrome P450 9f2. Lineage: Eukaryota; Metazoa; Arthropoda; Insecta; Diptera; Cecidomyiidae. The transcript is spliced from 3 exons. Gene Ontology annotation, molecular function: heme binding; iron ion binding; oxidoreductase activity, acting on paired donors, with incorporation or reduction of molecular oxygen. The coding region runs from base 280 to 1875 and encodes 531 amino acids. The record is from RefSeq and is a predicted model, not a curated record.
UUUGCUAUACUUUUAUUACGCAGUAAUAAGUAAAAACAGCUGCAUUUUAUUUAGCUGUGAAAACUAUGCAGAGCAGUGUACAAACGAAAUGCAAAAUUAUAUCAUACAUGCGCUUGUAACUCGUUUGUAUUUAUUUUCGGUGUCGUCAUCAUAAUGCUCAUACACUUGAGUGUGUGUUACAAUUAUUCCAAUGUAUCCAUGACUAUAGAACAAAUGUUGGAAAUAUAUUACUGCAUUGUGCUCUUGACUGUUUAAAAUAGAAGAAGUACGUUUUAUAAAAUGAUUCCGGUAUUGAUAUUAAUUGUUGGCAUUGCCUUUGUUUCAUUUCUUACUUUUAAAAUUUUCAUAAUUGACAAUCGUUAUUUCGAAUUGCGUAAUGUAAAAUAUAAAGGUGUAUCAUUCGCACUAUAUAAUGUGUAUGCGAUGAUUUCCGGUAAAAUUGAUGUUUUCCAAUUUUCGCAAAGGCAUUACGAUGAAUAUCCUGAUGAACCAAUAUAUGGCAUAAGUGGAUUAAUUGGUCCGCAAUAUUUCGUACGUGAUCCGGAGAUAUGUAAACAGAUUUUUAUCAAAGAUUUUGAUCACUUUGAAGACCGAAAAGGAUUCAUAAAUGAGAAAGUCGAUGAGCUGUGGGGGAAAAGUUUAUUCUCAUUGCAUGGAGAUAAAUGGCAUCAAAUGAGAGCAACACUAAGUCCAGCGUUCACCGGCAGUAAAAUGCGACAAAUGUUUGAGCUCGUAUCGGAAUGUGCCGACGAUAUAGUCAAACACUUUAUGAAUCGAAUUGAUAACGAUGAGAGAAUCAAUUUAGAAAUGAAAGAUUUCUUUUCUCGCUACACAAACGACGUCAUUGCAACUUGUGCCUUUGGAAUAAAGGUCAAUUCCAUUUCCAGUCCAAACAAUACGUUUUAUAGAAACGGAGAGACAUUGAUGCAUUUCAAUGGUUUCAAAAGAACAAUGAAACUAUUUGUGACGAUGUUUUUUACGAAAUUUUCACGAUUCUUCAACAUUAAAUUCUUUGAUGAAAAAAUAACGAACGAAUUCAAGGACAUGAUUUUAAAUACAAUGGAAAUACGAAAAGAGAAAAACAUUCAUCGACCGGAUAUGAUCAAUAUACUGAUGCAAGUUCGCGAUGGCAUUUUGAAUAGUCAAACUGAGGAAGGAUUCAAGGAAGUAAAUGACGGGUUUGCCACCGCAGAAGAAUCGGAAGUAAAAAAUACAUUUGUUGGUCAUAGAUGGAAUGACGAUGAAUUAGUCGCUCAGUGUUUGGUGUUCUUUUUAGCCGGUUUUGAGACAUCGUCGUCUGUCCUUUCCUUUGCCGCCUAUGAACUUGUGGCCAAUCCAGAUAUUCAACAAAAGUUGUAUGAAGAAAUUGCCGCAGUUAAUGAACGUCUUAAUGGAAAGCGAAUUUCUUAUGAUGUGCUUCAAAAAAUGAAAUAUUUAGAUCAAGUUGUAUCAGAAACAUUACGAAAAUGGCCCAUUGCCGUUAUUAUUGAUCGCAUAUGUGUGAAAAAUUACGUCUACGAUGAUGGAGAUCAACUUAGAUUCAAAAUAGAUAAGGGAUCAAGCGUAAUUUAUUCACUGUACAGUACCCAUCAUGAUUCAAAAUAUUACCCAGACCCGGAAAAAUUCGACCCUGAGAGAUUUAGUGAAGAUAAUAAACAUAAUAUUAUGCCAGGGACCUAUGUUCCAUUUGGAGUCGGACCGAGAAAUUGCAUCGGUUCUCGUUUUGCUUUGAUGGAAUUGAAAGCGAUUUUAUACUAUUUGCUGUUGAAUUUUUCAUUUGAACCAAACAAAGAUACCCAAAUCCCAUUGAAAAUGAAGAAAGGAGGAUUUGUGAACACCGAAAAUGGUGUACACUUGGAGUUGAAAUCAAGAUAAAAUUGAAUUUAUGUAGGGAUGCUUUACUUUAGUGACAAUAGGUGUACGGUAAUAAAAGAGGUCACUUGGCUUAAAUAAAUGUUUGAAUGUAAAGCUUUGUCAACCAUGCAUUAUUGGCUUUUUCUCCAUAAAACUAUUAUUGAUACAGUUCAUUUGUACACAUAUUUACUGUAAUUAAAUGCUUAUAUACAAAAUCUCAAA